Molecule: messenger RNA, 636 nt
Organism: Arabis nemorensis
Lineage: Eukaryota; Viridiplantae; Streptophyta; Magnoliopsida; Brassicales; Brassicaceae
Source: the annotation of a GenBank genome assembly
AUGGGAGGAUGGAAUUGGAGAUACCCUUUACCUUUGAUUUUCCUCUGCUUCGUGAUUUCUUCUGAGUUUUGGGGAUUUCCAGAUCACAAUUCGCUACUUGAACAAAUUCUCGAGGUUUUGGAAUAUCCUGAAGAUAACAGUGUGUCAAAACCGAGAGAAGACGGUUUUCAUGAAACUCAUUGUUCAAGAGAACGUAGCAGAAUUGCUUGGGAAAUCGUUCAAGAGUAUUUGAUGCCGUAUGUGGAAAAUGAGCGGUAUCAAUUACCGAGUAAUUGUAGAGUUCAUCGAGACAAUGACAUUUAUAGAGCACAAAAUACGGCUCGGCUCAAGUCUAAGUGUAAUCCUGCAGCUGCUGCAAGAAACCGGCUCUUAUGUGAGAGUUUGGCUAAUACUUGUUUUCCGGUAAACAAUGGUCCAUCAGCCAACCGUCUUCACGAAUUCUUCUUGCGCCAGUUUUGCGAUGCACAUACAUGUUCAGGAGGUUCAAAGCCCUUAUCGAAAAAAACCAAAGAAGAGAAGUAUGCUCUACAUUAUUAUCUCCAUCAUUACUUUGCUAUUGCUUCUUCUCUUUUACACCUUUGUCUAUUUGUGCCAAAGGGGAUUAAAGAAUGGAGCUCAAGAACUGAAACGUAUUAG